Molecule: messenger RNA, 2205 nt
Organism: Aspergillus puulaauensis
Lineage: Eukaryota; Fungi; Ascomycota; Eurotiomycetes; Eurotiales; Aspergillaceae
Exons: 2
Coding region: 1-2205 (734 amino acids)
Molecular function (GO): lipid binding
Source: RefSeq, a predicted model, not a curated record
AUGUCGCGGGCAGAGACAGAGCCGCUCCUCCCUCGUUAUGACGACGACACGAGCCGCCAGCGCCGGCUGCAUCAGAAGAUCCAUACCUAUCAGAUGCUCCGCGCCUUUUCCGAGGGUUACAUGCCAUCGACCGAGCAAACAAUUGCGAACCUCCGCAGUCUCUUAUCUUUCGAUAUACUGAGCCCCCGCAACCCCGAUAUAGGCUCGGUGGGCCGUCAGCUAGUCCGCGAUUGCCGCCUGUGGAUCCAAUUGUUGAUUGAGUUCCUACAAUCCAAGAACGGCGACGAUCAAUUGCAGGAGUUCAUUUGGCAUCUCUCUCAUGGCCGGAUAAAUGUCCAUGCCGAUCAGCUCGCCGAGCGUGCUUCCCAUUCGAGAGCCGAGGCAGAUACCAGAGCAGCCUAUGAUAGCCUUCGCACCGUCGGAAAUCUCCUGUUAACAAAUGCCGACUUCCGGCUGUUUGCCGAGGACCUAACAACUGUCGGCCGUGAGAUAUUCUCAGACACAGCAUUCUCUCUAUCUAGAGCUUCCCGAAAAGCUGGGAAGAAGCUCAAGCCAAAAGAGGCCGAGCAACAAGCCCUGUCUGGCGCUGGUGCAGAUGAGGGCCAUAAUAUAUCAAACGAAGAGUUACAGGAAGAAGUAAACCAUGUCGCCGACGCCGCGAAGGUCGGACUCGCUCAGACUGGCCAUGAGGCCAAAGAAUCCGCCGAGGAACAUCUAUCUGGAAAGGAACAAGAAACUCUGAUACAUCGAUUGAAACAGACUGUCCUUAAGCUCCGUGAGCGCAGUGAUUAUACAGACUCGGUUGCUGUUCUGGCACGACUAUUGCAACGAUAUGCUAUGGUCUACGCAAACGCAGCGACGGAUGUUGCUUCGACUGCAGAAGAGGAGUCGGAAAUUAACGAAGAGCUGAAAGAAGCAAUCCACAAAUUCUGGGCUCUCCUACAGACCAUAGGGGAUCCCAAGGAAUGGAAGGCCUUGGAGCAGCGACUUCACGACGUGCUGCGGCAUGCCACUAAAGAUCCCGAAUUUGAGGAUUUGGUGUCAGAGAUAGGGUCUGCGAUGCAGGAGAUGAUGACGAAUCCUGACUCCUUCGACUCUGCUCCAGAGAAGAUUGACGAGCUGAAGGAGAAGUCGAAGCACGUGGGCGCGGAAUCCAGUUUACGGAAGGACAUCGACGAAUUCCUUGCACAGGGGAAGCGGACAUUACAAAGUAUUUCCCGGGACGAAAAAGUCUCCAAAAUGGUCAGCGCGACUCGUAAAAUCUACAAGGAUGCUGCGGACGGCUACCAUAACAGGCGGGCCAAUCUGCCUGCGGACUUGCUUGAAGUAUUCCUUCCUCUCAUCCUCCGCAAUAUCCAAUACAUCCCUAUUCCUCGCCUAGAGGUGUCUGCACCGGAGAUGGACCUUUUGGUGGAGAACCUGAUUCUCGAGCCUGGCCAUACUGUGAACUACUCAUCAUUCCUUCCUUAUCAGAUGCAUGUUACGACACGAAACGACAUUGAUGUCUUGAAGCGACACUCGAAGAAAACCACUGCAAACCUGAAAACAACGUUCACUGUAUCAGUAUGCGGCCUGAACGUGAGUGCCGCAGAAUUCGGCUACUGGCUUCGUACUCAUAAGGCACUUUUCUUCUACCUUAAAGACCAAGGGAUUGCAAGCUUCUACCUAGACAGACGAGGUAUUGAUAUCUCGCUGGACGUGGAAGUUGGCCGGGACCGACUAGAGCAGAUAUUCACUCUGCGCGGCGUACGUGUGCGCAUCCACAAGCUCGACUACAAGGUGCAUCAAGGAAAAUGGAGAUUUCUCAUCUGGCUGACCAAGCCAUUCCUCAAACAUAUGAUCCGUCGGGCACUAGAGAAGCAAAUCGCGGAGCAGAUUGUUCAGGCUGCGCAUGCGCUAAACAGGGAAUUGGUAUUUGCUCGGGAGCGUCUUCGAGCCGCACGCAUCGCCAGCCCACAUGAUCUUUUCACCUUUGUCCGCGCAGUUCUGGCUCGCUUGGUUCCAGCCCAGAACCCUGACAUUGAAACCCGCGUUGGCGUCGACGCUCCGGGCAGCGGUGUUUUCAAGGGUGUCUAUGCCCCAGGGAGUCUCGUUAAAGUCUGGCAUGAAGAGGCAUUAGAGGCUCACGAUGCCGUUGAAGAGGGUGAAGAGACUCCAGGUCUGCACAGGACCUGGCGCAAUAGCAUUUUUGAUGUCCCAGUAUGA